Messenger RNA from Clarias gariepinus (North African catfish), 1819 nucleotides. RefSeq names its product epoxide hydrolase 5 (gene ephx5). The coding region runs from base 189 to 1604 and encodes 471 amino acids. Gene Ontology annotation, biological process: epoxide metabolic process; arachidonate metabolic process. NCBI's taxonomy places the organism in Eukaryota, Metazoa, Chordata, Actinopteri, Siluriformes, Clariidae. The transcript is spliced from 9 exons. The record is from RefSeq and is a predicted model, not a curated record. Gene Ontology annotation, molecular function: epoxide hydrolase activity.
ACGGUAACCCCUAGGCGCUCGUUUUGGUGAACAAAAAAAGUCGCGUGUGAACCUCGGGAACUUUGUAUCGUAUCAGAUCGCUUCCAACUCUUUACAUCUCCUCCAACUAUUACAUUUCCAGCAGAGAAAUUAAUUAAAAUAGUCUUUAAUCCACGCGUCUUGCAUCAGCAUCGGUUGCUGAGAGAAAAAUGAUGCAGGCUAUCGAAAAUAUUCAACAGGCCGUCUCCAGCCUUGACCCCCAAAAACGAUACAUCCUGGCCAUUUCCUCAGCUGGACUUGGAGGUCUUUUACUCUAUCGGGCAUUGAGAAAGACGACAAAGACAAUCCCAUUUGGAGAUGGAUGGUGGAGGGUAGGGGAGAAGCCCCUAACAGAGGACAGAACGAUACGGCCAUUCGUUGUGGAGACCUCUGAGGAAAUGAUAGCGGAUCUUUACCAGCGCAUUGACCAGACACGAUACACAGACUGUUUGCAAGACGCCAGAUUUCACUAUGGCUUUAACUCUACCCAUCUCCAAAAAGUCACCUCAUACUGGAGGCAUGAAUUUGACUGGAAGAAACAGGUUAAGGUGCUCAACAAGUACCCACACUUCAAAACUAACAUUGAGGGUAUAGAUGUGCAUUUCAUUCAUGUGAAGCCCGUCCAGCGUCUUGGGCAGAAAGUUCUUCCCCUCAUCAUGGUGCACGGCUGGCCCGGUUCCUUCUUUGAGUUCUACAGGAUCUUGCCCAUGCUCACUCAGACUGAUGGAGACGUCGUCUUUGAGGUCAUCUGCCCCUCCAUCCCAGGCUAUGGGUACUCUGAAGCCCCACAAGUGCAGGGAUUUAAUUCCGUGGCUGCUGCCCGUAUUUUUCACAAGCUGAUGGAGAGACUGGGAUUCAGUCAGUAUUACCUACAAGGAGGAGACUGGGGAGCACUAAUCACCAGCAACAUGGCCCAGAUGAAACCUGAGUGCGUUAAGGGCUUGCACCUUAACAUGAUCAAUGCCAGAGCAGGAGGCAUUAAAACCACCUUGUCUCUCAUCAUCGGCCGUUACCUGCCCUUCCUGGUCGGCUUCACCAGAGAAGAUGUGCGGCGCAUCUAUCCUUACAUGCAAAAGACCGUGUAUGAACUACUGAAAGAAUCUGGAUACAUGCACAUCCAAGCUACCAAACCUGACACUGCAGGUUGUGGGUUGAAUAAUUCACCAGUCGGCUUGGCUGCGUACAUCCUUGAGAAGUUCAGCACCUGGACUGAUUUUGAGAACAGGGACCUUGAGGAUGGGGGAUUAACAAGGAAGUUCAGUCUGGAUGAUCUUCUUACCAACAUCAUGAUCUACUGGACUACAGCCUCCAUCAUCCCAUCAAUGCGCUUCUACAAAGAGAAUUUGUCGAACUAUCAGAGCAGGCAGGACUAUGUGAUAAAGGUCUACGUACCGACUGGACUGGCAGCGUUUCCACAUGAACUGCUGCAUUGUCCCUGGGCCUGGGCCGCCACAAGAUUCACAGAUAUUCGCUCAUACACCUAUAUGCCCAGAGGGGGGCACUUCGCAGCCUUUGAGGAGCCAGAACUGCUUGCUCAAGACUUUUUGCAAUUUGUAAAGAGUGUAGAAAGCAAGAAGGAUAAAUAAUUUGCUUACGCUUCCUUUGUACACGGUACUUAAAUGGCUUUACUAUAAAGUCAUCUAGAUAUUAUUUAGAUCACAAAUUGUUUGUUUAGUAGUCGUUCAUUAAUUUGCCUAAAAAAUGUCUAACCAUUUAUAUUCACUAUAAAAUAAUUACUACUAGACAUUUUAUAGUUUAUCAUAAAACAUACUUUAAUAGAAUAGUUGCACAUGUUACCUUG